Dibothriocephalus latus is the source of this 393-nucleotide messenger RNA. Lineage: Eukaryota; Metazoa; Platyhelminthes; Cestoda; Diphyllobothriidea; Diphyllobothriidae. The record is from the annotation of a GenBank genome assembly.
AUGCAGGUGCGGAUCAGUCCAGUAGUCAACCGUAAAGGCUACCUCCUUCUCCUCUACGACGACCAACAUCCAACGUGGGUGCGCCGAUGGGUUGUCAUUCGACGUCCUUUCCUCUACAUCCACGAAAAUGAGAAGGACGCCGUAGAACGAGACAUAAUUAAUUUAACAACUGCCAAGAUCGAGUACAGUCCCGCGCCUGUGGUAGAACACUUGGCCGGGGAGUUCUACUCCGCGGCAAAGAAUGAUUCAGAACACUCGACCGAGGACAAUGCUGCCAUAUUUCUCCUCACAACCUCACAACGCAAAGUUUACGUAAAGACACCAGAAGCGGGUGCAGAUGUGCAUGAAUGGCUCUAUGCUUUCAAUCCACUAAUGGCUGGUGAAAUCAGGUGA